This is a messenger RNA of Megachile rotundata (alfalfa leafcutting bee), 1200 nucleotides long. Its product is annotated as ER membrane protein complex subunit 2. Gene Ontology annotation, molecular function: protein binding. Lineage: Eukaryota; Metazoa; Arthropoda; Insecta; Hymenoptera; Megachilidae. The record is from RefSeq and is a predicted model, not a curated record.
UAAACUGUAUGAAAAGACCUGAUCGUCUGUAAAGUAUAGUCCGUGUAGCCCAUGUGACCGACCAUUUGAUUUGUCAUUACAAACAUAUUAACUUUAAUCAAUAUUUUAUCUUAAUAAUAUUUACUGUUCCAUACCUGUUUUAUUGUUAUGACAAAGAUUUUAGCCAUGGCAGAUGAAUACGAUAAAUUAUCAUGGAAAGAAGUAAGAGAUUUAUUUAGAACAUGGAGAGAAGACAAUGAACGGCGAAGUAAAGAUGUUGUCGAUUUAUGGGAAUCAAAGUUAAUGGGAAAAAUUGAUCAACUUGGCAAUGAAAAAUAUCUGGUAUUGGAGCAAGUUUGUGUGGCAGCAUUGGAUUGUUAUCGGCUUUCUUUAGCAGAAUGUUGUAUUAAAAUAUUAAAGAGAGAAUUUCCUAGCAGUUUAAGAGUUCAUAAAUAUCAUGCCAUGCAUUUGGAAGCCCUGGAAAUGUAUAAUGAAGCAUUAGAAGUUUUGGAUUCUAUUAUAAAAAGAGAUGAAACUAAUGCAGCACCAAGGAAACGUUAUAUAGCUAUAUUAAAAGCAAAAUGCAGAAUACCAGAAGCUAUUAAAGAGCUUACAGAAUAUCUAAAGAAAUUUAUGAGUGAUCAAGAAGCCUGGCAUGAAUUAUGUGAUUUGUAUUUACAAGAACAAGAAUAUUCUAAAGCUGCAUUUUGCAUGGAAGAACUUAUCUUGCAUAAUCCACAUAGCCAUUUAAUUUAUCAGAGAUAUGCAGAAAUAAAAUAUUCUCAGGGCGGAUUUGAAAACAUGGAGUUAGCAAAAGCAUACUUUUGUCAGGCAGCAAAAUUAAAUCCAAAUAAUAUUAGAGCUUUAUAUGGUUUACUAUUGGCAUCAAAUAAUAUUGCUACAUCUCCUAAAUGUCCUUCUUCUAAAAAGAAAGAUGCAAUAAAAUUAAGUGAAUGGGCAGCUAAUCAAAUUGAGGAACAAUAUAAAUCAAAAGUUUCGGAUGACCAUAUUGAUGCAGUAGAAGGAUUAUUAGGACAAUUACAACUUGAAGUAUAGAAACAAGAAUUUAUAUGUACAUUUAAAAGACUAUUUCAGUAUUAAAUUUAUUACACAUUCGUGUACAAUUUGUGUAAUUCUUUAAAACGCAUUUAUAACCAUAAAUGGCAAAACAUGAAUGAGAAAUGUAUUCUCAAAGAAGAAAUUUGAAGGAUAAAAUAAAUA